CAGGGACGCAGCCAGCCUGCAAAGCACGAGCCCAGCCACGCAGGAGUCUCCGGCAAGGCAUUGAAGCCAGCAGUGCUGGACUGGUCAGGCUUCCAUAGGAAAAGUUUGCUGUGGGCAAGAAGGUCCCGAACUGAGCUGGCUAGGACUGGAGCCGUGCAGCGGCCGAUGGACUGUGCCCUCUGAGAGGGGCUGUGGAGUCGGAGGGCGCACGCUGGGAUGGCCCUAUAUAAUAACGGGGCCAAGAUGCCUUCCCCUCAGGAGGCGGCCAAUGGUUUUCCCCAGCCCGGUGCCUCCGGCACCUGGCACAAGCCGGAGGAGGAGGUACGGCUGGUGGAACCCAGCCUGGUGAAAAAGGCUCACCGGGAGAUCCUGGAUCACGAGCGGAAGCGACGGGUGGAGCUGAAGUGCAUGGAGCUGCAGGAGAUGAUGGAGGAACAAGGGUAUUUGGAAGAGGAGAUCCGGCAGAAAGUGGGGACCUUCCGGCAAAUGCUGAUGGAGAAGGAGGGAGUGCUCACCAGGGAGGACCAGCACGGGCGCCAGAUAGUGAUCGAAAACCACCACAUGGAGGAGUACGCUGUGGAGUACCCAGCGUACGGAGAGGGCUGCCUGCUGCCGGGUGACUGCCCAGCUGACUGCUACCGAGACCACUGCAGCCACAGAGAACACAGGCUGAAGAGGAGGAUGAGCAGCUCCGCCUCACCGCCACCCAAGAAGAAAAAGAAAAAGAAAUCGGGUCAUCGCCGGAGCCGCAAAAAGAGGAAACCCGGAUCAGAGCGCAGCUGCGACAGCUCCUCUCCCUUCCGGAAGGAGAAGAAAAAGAAGAAUGGGAAGAAACACAGACGAGACAGGUCUGAGUCUGGAUCCCGGAAGAAGAGAAGACGCAGGUCCCGGAGCCCCAAGAACAAAAGGAAAGAGAAAACCAAAGAGCGAAAGAGAUCCCCCAGCAACUCCCCAGCCCGCAGAUGCCACAGGCACAGCAGCUGCAGCUCUCACAGCGCUUCGCUCUCAUCCGAUUACAGCCACUCCAAAUCGCCCGGCAGACUAACCCCCAAGCACAGAGAGGAUGGACACAAGCCCAGCAGCCUGCGUUCCAGCCGUAGCCCGUCUUCCUCUCGCACUUGGCACAGCCGCUCGGCCACGCCGCACCAGAACGGGCACAAGGGCAGCACCCAGAAUGGCCGGCACAGCCACGGCACCCCGGGCGAAAAACAGCAGGAUAAGAGGCUGGAUUCCGCGUCCCCUUCUCCCAGGGGGCACGUCAAGAUCGAGCCGCCUUCCCCCCGUUCCAAGGGUGGCAGACGUGGCCCCAGAAGCCCCCGGUCGGUGUCACCAGAGAAAGGAGGUCGAUGCUCUGGAGGGGACAAGUACCGCCGCCACUCCCGGUCCGCAUCGCUGCACAAACACAAGGGGAGGAGCAAAGGCCAGGCCUCGGCCCAGAAGGAGUCGCCCCACUCGCUCAGCCACACCGACUACAGCAGUGAUUCGGAGGGGUCGGCCUGCUCACACCUGUACCCGGUGGCGCGGGGGGCGGAGAAGAACCACGGGGUGCACUUGAAAAAGGUGAAGGACAGACACCACCGGGGCAGGCCAAACAGCUGCUCCCAGUCCCCAGUCAAGCACUCCAGGCACAACUCCGAGAGAAGGAAGAGCCUGUCCCGUAGCAGCUCCUGGAGCUCCAGCAGCUCCCCUUCCAAAUCCCGGUCGCGAUCCCGGGAGAAAAGAGCAGCACGGAGCCGGAGCCAGUCUCCAUCGCAGAAAAAAAACGCAAGCAGAGAGAGAGACAACGAGCCUCGAACACGGCACAGUGACACGGAUCCUGCCCGGGCCAGGCGCCGCUCCAGAAGCUAUUCCCCUAUCAGGAAGAGGAGGCGUGACUCUCCCAGCUUCAUGGAGCCCAGAAGAAUUACAAGUGCCCGCAAGCGCCCAAUCCCCUACUACAGACCCAGCCCUUCCUCUUCCAGCUCCCUGAGCAGCUACUCCUACAGCCGGAGCUACAGCCGGAGCUACGACAGCUACAGUACCAGCCGGAGCCGGACUCGCAGCCCCCAGAGCCGCUCGCGCACCCCAAGCCCCAGCCCCAGCUACAACAGCCACAGCAGCUCGGAGAGCGCCGGGUUCUGAGCCAGCAGCAGGCAUGCCCCCUUCUCUCCCCCACCCGGCACCCAACUCCGUGCCCACCCCUCCCACACCAGCCGGCUGGCCCCUUCCAGCACAUCCUCACCUUCUCCUCGAGGAGGGAGAAGGAGCCGCCAGCUGAGACCCUGCAGCCCAGGAGCGGAAACAUCUGAGCGGGGUGGCCAGGGCUAACAGUGGCAGCUGCUAACACCUGGCCCUCAAGGAGACCGCGCAGGACGCAGACAGCGCCCAGCCCCCGUUGUUGUGCUGGAUUAAGGUGGGGGCCGGACAGUGGAGGAGGGGACCAGGCUGACGUUACCCCGAGCCAGCGCCGGUGCCUGGGCAAAUACAACCCUGCUGUUACUCAUCACCAGGGGCAGGCUGGA
This is a messenger RNA of Chelonoidis abingdonii (Abingdon island giant tortoise), 2501 nucleotides long. NCBI's taxonomy places the organism in Eukaryota, Metazoa, Chordata, Testudines, Testudinidae. The record is from RefSeq and is a predicted model, not a curated record.